AAGGUGCCGUAUUGACACUUUCUUUUUAUAGCAUUUUAAUCAUGUAUUAUUAAGAAAGUAACUAUUGUUCUGUUCGAGUGCGUGUAUGUUGUUGUUUUUUGCCUCUUGACGGUUGGCACUUUGAUCAGUGCGAUGCCCCAGUCGCGGAACCGUCGACCGUCGAAGACAAGUGAGCAGUCGAGAAAGGCCCCGGCCGACUAUGUGACCAACAAUGUUAGGGAAAAGGAAACGUCUAAAAUACCGAGAAAUAUCCGCUACGAUUUGGAAAAUGCUCUACUAGGGCUUUGUGACGUUUGGUUCGAGGAGAUAAAACCGCACCUAGUGAAGAACAAGUUAAAGCUCCACACGGGUGGAGCCCUAAACGAGAACGGCUACAGCGACCUGGAGCCGGCGAGGGAGCCCCGGAGGGACGGCCGCGCCCAACUAGACCCAGGUGCUGCCUCUGAUACUCGCCAUCGGGCGGCGGCGAUCUCCAGAGCCUACUCGCCAACGCGGCCCGAGGCAUCAAAAGCGCCGUGUCCCAAGCCGCCCUUGCGAACCUGCCCAACAAGUCCGACCAAUCUUCAUAAUUUACCGCAGACUCGCCGUCGGCCGACGGCGAUCUCCAGAGUCAACUUGCCAGCGCGGCCCGAGGCAUCGAAAGCGCCGUGUCCGAAGCCGCCCUUGCGAACCUACCCGACAAGUCCGACCGAUCUUCGUAAAUUACUGCAGUUGCCCGAAGAUAAUAAGAUGCAGCCACCCAUUCGGAGAGUCACCGCCCGUGAACACUCACCACCCACACUCGCUAAAAACUAUCCAUGGAACGUACACGAGUUAUCAAAACCGCCACUCGUUCAGAAAACGCCCCUGCAGAGACCGCCAGCGCCACCGUUGACCCAAACCGGCAAAACACAUCAACGGACCGUCCCAAAUUCAUCGAAACGGAUGCUGGAAGAUAUGGGGACGCGACCACGUGGCCGGAGGGUGCUUAUGCCUUUGCCUUCACCAUCACAGUGUACUUUUACAUUAUAUCCACAAAAUAUCCCCAAUAAUAAAAAAAAGAAAGCGAGCAGCAAUCGAAAAAAAAGAAAACGUGCGAGAACACACAGAACGACGCAGAUUCCUUCAUCAUCAGUCCCACCUCCAAAGCGUGUUGCGCGCCCGUGUUGCACCGCCUGCGCCUUAGUUAAGGCCCAAACUGUCCCGAUCCCUCAACUUCCUGUUGCUAAAUUUACUCCAUCGAAACCGCCUUCUAACAACAAGGCUACUAAUUUUCCACGCUGGCCCGCGCCCGAAUCUAAAUUCCCACAUAAAUUUCCCACGCGAGAUUGUGCUGUUUUCACCGACUUGCCUUUCUAUACCACAAGCAUCUCACCAGCUGGCGACAUACCACUGUCUCUGGUUGCUGAACAUCCCUCUUCUGCCUCGAAAUUUCGUACCAUAAAUUCGAGGUAUGACCAUGCUAGGACUGCGAUAUCUCCAUCACGUUUUAGGCAAAAGUCUCCUUUCUUGCUUCAUGGUGCUCGUUUAUUACCGCCUCCGCUCCACGCUAAAUGUCUCGCGCCCCCCGAACAUCCUAUGGCAUCGCCACGAGAAAGUCAACCUGUCUCAAGAACUUUAGCACACGCACCUUCUACAGACGAGAGGUGGUUCCUCCGAGUUAUUAAGGAAUAUACGAGAUCCCAAAAUCAAACAAAACCACCAUUAUCACCAAUAAAGGAGCCUACACUGCCGUGUCAUGAUACAAAAUCCAGCAGGCGUACCAUCACCAUUCAAAAUGAAAACAAAUUGCUAUUGGAAGAUAAAAGGUCGUUAUUCUCUAAGGAAUUAGUAGAUUUAAUAGGAAAUAAGUAUGACGAGAGAUUGAGAGUGCUGUAUGAGACUCCAUGCCGACAGGAGUCGCAAUCAUCAGUAUUGUGUUUGGUGGGGUCUCGGAAAAAAAGAAUGAAAUGCACACCCAAGAAAAUGCCGUGGAAGUAAGGUUCGUGUACUAAGGGUGGCUGUAAUUAAGCAAGUUUGUCUAUCUGUAACGUUACAUAGUGUCCAAACUAA
Molecule: messenger RNA, 2031 nt
Organism: Cydia splendana
Lineage: Eukaryota; Metazoa; Arthropoda; Insecta; Lepidoptera; Tortricidae
Product: serine/arginine repetitive matrix protein 1-like
Exons: 10
Coding region: 133-1959 (608 amino acids)
Source: RefSeq, a predicted model, not a curated record